CCGCGACGUCACUUCCGGAUUCCCCUCCCCACUACUUCCUGCAUGUGCCUUCAAUAUGGCAGCGCCCUUAGCGAUUCACCUGGAGUUUGGUGGUGGAGCAGAGCUGCUUUUCAAUGGUGUAAAGGAACAUCAUGUGGAUCUUCCAAGCCAAUCGGAACCUUGGGAUGUGAAGCAGCUGCUGGUCUGGAUCCAACGGAACCUGCUGAGGGAACGUCCCGAGCUCUUUGUCCAGGGAGAUUCUGUGAGACCUGGGAUACUGGUGCUUAUCAAUGAUGCUGACUGGGAGCUAAUGGGGGAGCUGGACUACCAACUACAAGACCAAGACAACGUUGUGUUUAUUUCUACUCUUCACGGGGGAUAGCGAAUGAACGAGGAAUGCGCAGUGCAACACACCCUUCUUCCUCCACCACCUCUGCUCUCUUCACUCCCUCCCCCACCACCACAUCUUAACAACACAACCACUCAAUUGGUCGCUGUGGACUGCCACCACCGGCAGGUCGGACCGGGAUCGAUGCUCGGUCCAAGUUCAGAGAAGAUUACCGAGAGAAACGGGGAUUCUGGACCGAACAGGUGUGAAGGGCGCUGUAUGAAGCUCUGGUUACUGGCCAGCUCCCAGGUGUGAGUGUAAAUACCUGCCUUUGGUGUUUAGACUUCAUCUCCUUAUCUUAGGGUCUACAACCACCUUCAGCAAUAUGAGAUGAAAGGUUGCACUUUGCUUAAACAAUUAGUAUUAGUAUUACAAGGGGAGGGGGUGUUUAUAUUAUAAUAUUUGUCAAUAUUGCAUAUUCCUUCUGGAUGUAUAUUUUUCAUCUGUUUUAUUUGUACUCCAAAAGCAAGUUGUUGGAUGGUUCACAUUGGGUUACAUAUUCCUGUUUCCAUGUCCAUGUCUAUAUCCAUGUUUUAUGGUUUGUUAUACACUGUUAAUUAAAAUACUCGGACCAGGUUGGGGUUUUUUGAUUGAUGUGAAUUGAUUUUCCUCAAAAUAUGCUUUAUUCUUACAAUUGUUUGCUAAUUUUCCUCUCAAAAUGAAAUAAGACAUUAAAAGUUUUUUUGUUAAAAAUAUCUGACUUUUGUAUUUUUUUUUAACAGUUCGAUUCUUUUAUUUUUAUCUUAAUAAACCCAUAGCUUUAGAUUACUUACCCGUGGCAUUAUAUUUUAUUAAAUGUCUA
Pungitius pungitius (ninespine stickleback) is the source of this 1169-nucleotide messenger RNA. RefSeq names its product ubiquitin related modifier 1 (gene urm1). Bases 56 to 361 code for a protein of 101 amino acids. The record is from RefSeq and is a predicted model, not a curated record. The transcript has 5 exons. Gene Ontology annotation, molecular function: protein tag activity. Lineage: Eukaryota; Metazoa; Chordata; Actinopteri; Perciformes; Gasterosteidae. Gene Ontology annotation, biological process: tRNA thio-modification; protein urmylation. Gene Ontology annotation, cellular component: nucleus; cytoplasm.